AAACGCAGAACGCACAAUGAGUUUAUUUGCGAAUGCUAAACAUCAGAGGAAAAACCACUAGAGUUCUAAAAUGGCAGACUCGGUAAUGAUGGGGAGCGGAUCUUUAAACUCCGGAAGCCGCUCGGGGAGCAGUAAGACCUGCACCAGUCCCACAGAGAACUAUCAGCUGGCUCGGAGACGCACGCUGCAAGUGGUGGUCAGUGCUCUGCUGACCGAGUGUGGCUUUGAUAGCGCUGAGAAAGCUGUUGUGGAGACACUCACUGAGAUGAUGCAGAGCUAUAUAACAGAAGUUGGACGUUGCGCAAAGGCAAACUGUGAGCACACAGCCAGAAGCACCCCUACUCUGUCUGAUGUGGUCAUUACUCUCGUCGAAAUGGGUUUUAAUGUGGAUACUCUUCCAGUGUACGCCAAAAGAUCUCAAAGAAUGGUUAUAACAGCACCUCCGAUAACAAACGCUCCGGUGGUACCAAAAUCUCUGACGGCUGGACAGAAACGCACUCACCCGGCACACAUCCCCAGCCACUUCCCUGAUUUCCCAGAUCCUCAUACAUACAUCAGAACACCAACCUUUCGAGAGCCUGUAUCAGACUAUCAGGUGGUGAGAGAAAAGGCAGCGUCUCAGAGAAGAGAUGUUGAACGAGCUCUCACACGCUUCAUGGCCAAGACCGGAGAGACGCAGAGCCUAUUUAAGGAUGACCAGAUGGACAAUGAUAACAACACCAGUCACAUCAUGCAGGACGACUCCGGUGCAGAUAAGGAGAAUGAAGUGCUGCCACCUGGUGGUGUUGUGCCUUCAGGCAAGGCCAAUGAGGAAAACAUGAUUGACAACCCAUAUCUACGACCAGUCAAAAAGCCCAAAGUGAGAAGGAAAAAAUGAAUUUUGCUCUACUGACUUGGCCACAUCUACAUCAGUUGUUUCUGAAUAAGACUUCUCAGCACUUGCUUUUCACAUUGUGCUCCUUGAAGUUAGUACCAUAUGACAAACUAGAGUCUUCAACGACUGCAAUUCAAAAACACGCAGCGAUCUAUCAGGUUACUGACAUCUGAUUCUUAUUUAAUGAAAAACUGUUCUGUACACGUCAAUAAUAUUAGAUGGAUUUCACAUCACUUACGGUUGAUGUUUUUUUUUUUUUUUUUGAUAAGAAUUCCCUUGAAAUACCUUGAAGUUUUCAACCCAUCUGAAAUGUGACGUUUCUUUGGAUUUGUGUUUGUUAUUCAUUUGUGAAUGGGGUAAUAAAUGUCUUUCAUUGUUUAUUUUUAGCCAUUGUUUCAAAAGGACAUGUUAAAAAAUUAAAAAUCAGAAUAUA
Messenger RNA from Danio rerio (zebrafish), 1307 nucleotides. It is a transcript of the gene taf8, whose product is annotated as TAF8 RNA polymerase II, TATA box binding protein (TBP)-associated factor. NCBI's taxonomy places the organism in Eukaryota, Metazoa, Chordata, Actinopteri, Cypriniformes, Danionidae. Gene Ontology annotation, molecular function: protein heterodimerization activity. Gene Ontology annotation, cellular component: transcription factor TFIID complex; cytoplasm; nucleus. The record is from RefSeq and is marked provisional.